This is a messenger RNA of Penicillium olsonii, 927 nucleotides long. The record is from the annotation of a GenBank genome assembly. Lineage: Eukaryota; Fungi; Ascomycota; Eurotiomycetes; Eurotiales; Aspergillaceae.
AUGUCCGGACUUACCGACGCCCAAGUCGCCUCCUUCAAGGAGAACGGGUACCUCGUUCUCCCUGACUACCUCAGUCAAACCGAGCUCUCGUCCCUUCUGACGGAAACAAACAAACUCCUCGACGAAUUUCCUCUAGAAUCACACCCCCUCACUCAGUUCACGACAGAAGAAGACAAAGCCGACCAUGUAGGCGAUGACUACUUCCUGACAUCAGGCGACAAAGUGCGCUUCUUCUUCGAACCGGACGCGUUCAGCUCUGAACCAGAUCCUCUCACGGGUCGUGCCGCGCUCAUGAAGCCUAAGAACCGUGCCGUGAAUAAAAUAGGGCACUCGCUGCACACUUUGUCGCCACCUUUCAAGGCUGUCUCGCUGAACGAGCGCAACGCCGCUGUCGCACGUUCUUUGGGAUUCGUCGACCCCAGAGUCUUGCAGAGUAUGGUUAUCUGUAAGCAGCCUUCCAUCGGUGGGGCGGUGCCUUCGCAUCGUGAUUCGGAGUUUUUGUAUACCGAUCCGCCAUCGGCUGUGGGAUGGUGGUAUGCGUUGCAGGAUGCGGGGCCGAAGAAUGGCACUUUGGGUAUGUACAAGGGAUCACAGACGGGGAGGAAGGGUGGCCAUAUUACCAGGCGGUUUGUGAGGAAGGAUGGUGGGGGUACGGAGUUUAUUGAGAACCAGGGCCCUGCUUUGCCAAAGGGGAUGGAGGAGGAGAAGAGCUCAGAGCCCUCGGAUGAGGAAUUGGAGAUUCUCGAUAUCAAGGCCGGAUCGCUGGUGCUUAUUCACGGCAAUGUUUUGCACAAGAGCGAGAAGAACACCAGCCCCAACAGUCGGUAUGCGUAUACCUUCCAUGUGAUCGAAGGUGCAGAGGGAUGGGAUUAUGAUGCACGGAAUUGGUUACAGCCUCCUGCGGAGGGAUUCUCCAAAUUGACGUGA